AUGAGUAUUCCAUUUGGUGUUGAUUUCGGCAAUUUCCACUCUGUUAUUGGUGUUGCCCGUAACAGAGGUAUUGACAUCAUUGUCAAUGAAGUUUCCAACAGAACCACUCCAUCCCUUGUUGGCUUUGGCCCCAAGAGCAGAUCCAUUGGUGAAGCUGCCAAGUCUCAAGAGAUUUCUAACCUUAAGAACACUGUCGGUAGUUUGAAGAGAACUCUUGGUCUUAAGAGCGACGAUCCUAACCUCGAGACCGAGAAGCGUUACAUUUCUUCCGAGCUUGUCAAUGUCGAUGGCAAUGCCGGUGCUAAGGUCCGUUAUCAGGGCAAGCAGACUGAAUUCACCUCAAUUCAGCUUGCUGCCAUGUACUUCAACAAGAUCAAGCAAACCACUCAGCAUGAAGUCAAGGGUGGCAACAUUUCUGAUGUUGUCAUUGCCGUCCCCACAUGGUACUCUGAUUCCCAACGUCGUGCUACUGCCGAUGCUGCUGUGAUUGCCGGUCUCAACCCUGUUCGCAUUGUCAAUGACGUUACUGCUGCUGCCGUUGGUUACGGUGUUUUCAAGACUGACCUCCCCGAAGACAAGCCCAAGAUUGUGGCUUUUGUUGAUAUUGGUCACUCCGAUUACACUGUUUCUAUCGGUGCUUUCAAGAAGGGUGAACUUAAGAUCCUCGGCACUUCUUACGACAGAAACUUUGGUGGCAGAGAUGUCGACUACCACAUUGCUAACCACUUUGCGGAGCAAUUCGUCACUAAAUACAAGAUGGAUGUUCGCACCAACCCUAAGGCCUUCUCUAGAGUUCUUACUCAGGCCGAGAAGUUGAAGAAAAUCCUUUCUGCCAACACUUCUGCUCCUUUCAACAUCGAGUCUGUUAUGAACGACACUGAUGUCUCUGGUUCUAUGACCCGUGACGAGCUGGAGGAGUAUCUUACUCCUCUGAUUGCUAAGAUCCCUAAGCCUAUUGAGGAGGCCAUUAAGAUCGCAAAUGUUUCUAAGGAGGACAUUGACUCUAUUGAAAUCAUUGGUGGUUCUACUCGUAUCCCCUGCUUCAAGAAUGCCAUUCAGGAGACCUUUGGCAAGUCUCUUUCUUUCACCCUUAACCAGGAUGAGGCUAUUGCUCGUGGUGCUGCUUUCAUUUGCGCCAUCCACUCUCCUACUCUUCGUGUCCGUCCUUUUAAGUUUGAGGACCUUAACCUUCACAGUGUCACAUUCUCCUGGCCUCCUAAUGAGGCUGAUGAGGAGUCUGAGCUUGAGGUGUUCCCUCAAUAUGGCUCUUAUCCCUCUACUAAGCUUAUUACCCUCUACAAGUCUGAAGAUUUUGAUCUUGAGGCCAGAUACACCAACCCUGAGACUCUCGAAAAGGGUGUCAAUCCUUGGGUUGGUAAGUGGACCAUCAAGGGUGUUGUUCCUGAUUCUACAGGUGCCCCCUCUGUCGUUAAGAUCAAGUUGAGACACGAUCCUAGCGGUCUUUAUGUCGUCAGCGAUGCUUACAUUUCUGAGGAAAUUGAGGUCGAAGAGCCCGUUCCUGUUGAGAAGAAGGAAGGUGAGGAAGAGCCUGAACCCCAGUACAAGAUUGUCAAGAAGUGGGUUAAGAAGGCUGAUCUCAAGGUUAUCCACGCUCAUCUGGGUCUUGAUGACGCUCUUAAGUCUUCUUUCAUUGAGAAGGAGAACCAGAUGGCUGUUGACGACAAGCUCGUUGCUGACACUGAAGAGAAGAAGAAUGCUCUUGAGGAGUACAUUUACGAUAUCCGUGGCAAGAUUGAUGACGAGUACUCUGCUUUUGCCAGCGAUGCUGAAAAGCAGAAGCUCCACAAGCUUCUUGAUGCGGCCGAGGAGUGGCUUUACAACGAUGGUGAAGAUGCUUCCAAGGGCCAGUAUGUCGCCAAGUACGAGGAGCUUGCUUCUAUUGGUAACUUGAUCAAGGGUCGCUACCAAUCUAAGAUUGAGGAGGAGCGACAGGCUAAGCUUGCUAAGCAGGAGGCUGAAGCUCACCGCAAGAUGGCUGAGAAGCUUAAUGCUGCAAAGGCUGCUCGCGAAGAAGCUGCCAAGCAGACUCCUGCCAGCGAGGAUGUCGAGCUUCCUGAUGCUUAA
Messenger RNA from Magnusiomyces paraingens, 2085 nucleotides. RefSeq lists its product as uncharacterized. Gene Ontology annotation, molecular function: ATP-dependent protein folding chaperone; ATP binding. Bases 1 to 2085 code for a protein of 694 amino acids. Gene Ontology annotation, cellular component: nucleus; cytosol. Lineage: Eukaryota; Fungi; Ascomycota; Dipodascomycetes; Dipodascales; Dipodascaceae. Gene Ontology annotation, biological process: protein folding. The record is from RefSeq and is a predicted model, not a curated record. The transcript has a single exon.